Phodopus roborovskii (desert hamster) is the source of this 680-nucleotide messenger RNA. Its product is annotated as ferritin light chain 1. NCBI's taxonomy places the organism in Eukaryota, Metazoa, Chordata, Mammalia, Rodentia, Cricetidae. The transcript has a single exon. The record is from RefSeq and is a predicted model, not a curated record. Gene Ontology annotation, molecular function: ferric iron binding; ferrous iron binding. Gene Ontology annotation, biological process: intracellular iron ion homeostasis; iron ion transport. Gene Ontology annotation, cellular component: cytoplasm. Bases 36 to 572 code for a protein of 178 amino acids.
ACCAGCCAGCUCCGUCCGCACACAGCGCCUCAGCCAUGGCCUCCCAGGUUCGUCAGAACUACUCUACCGAAGUGGAGGCUGCCGUGAACCGCCUGGUGAACCUGCAACUGCGGGCCUCCUACGCCUACCUCACUCUGGGCCACUAUUUUGAUCGGGAUGACAUGGCUCUGGGCGGUGUAGGCCACUUCUUCAGCGAAUUGGCCGAGGAGAAGCACCAGGGUGCCGAGCAACUCCUCAAGUUUCAGAACGACCUUGGGGGCCGCGCACUCUUCCAGGAUGUGCAGAAGCCAUCUCAAGAUGAAUGGGGUAAAACCCAGGAGGCCAUGGAAGCUGCCUUGGCCCUGAAGAAGAACCUGAACCAGGCCCUCUUGAAUCUUCAUUCCCUGGGUUCUGGUCGCAGUGACUUCCUGGAGAGCCACUUCCUGGAUGAGGAGGUGAAGCUCAUCAAGAAGAUGGGCAACCACCUGACCAACAUCCGUAGGUUGGCUGGGCCCCAGCCAACGCAGACUGGCGUGCCCCAGCCAUCUCUGGGAGAGUAUCUCUUUGAGCGGCUCACUCUCAAGCAUGACUAGGAGGCCUCCCCUUCCAAGGGGUUCCCUCCCUCUGCUCUGCACCAGCCAGCCUCAGGACCCUCACCCGAACCUCUCAAGCCACUAAGCAGCUUUGUAACCGCCCUGAAG